Messenger RNA from Rhincodon typus (whale shark), 714 nucleotides. RefSeq names its product homeobox protein Hox-C8-like. The record is from RefSeq and is a predicted model, not a curated record. Gene Ontology annotation, molecular function: RNA polymerase II transcription regulatory region sequence-specific DNA binding; DNA-binding transcription factor activity, RNA polymerase II-specific. Gene Ontology annotation, cellular component: nucleus. The transcript has a single exon. The annotation marks the transcript as partial. Gene Ontology annotation, biological process: regulation of transcription by RNA polymerase II. NCBI's taxonomy places the organism in Eukaryota, Metazoa, Chordata, Chondrichthyes, Orectolobiformes, Rhincodontidae.
AUAUCCUCUGCAGCACCAGGCCGGCGCAGCGGUCGCCAGACCUACAGUCGCUUCCAAACACUGGAGCUGGAGAAAGAGUUCCUCUUUAACCCCUACCUGACCAGAAAGCGGCGGAUCGAGGUCUCUCACGCCUUGAACCUGACCGAGCGCCAGGUGAAGAUCUGGUUCCAGAACCGGCGGAUGAAAUGGAAGAAGGAGAACAACAAGGACCGCUUCCCCAACGCCCGGGAGGACGAAGGAAAAACCCAAGAGGCGCCGGUUCGACCCCCGGAUCCGGAGGUUGGGGGGCAGAAGGGGGAGGAAGAGGAAGAGGAGGAGGAGAAAGAGGACGAGGAAGAGAAGGAGGCAGGGGAUAAGGACAGAGGGCAACAGAAGUAACUCCCUCCGCACAUCUGCCCGGAGGAGGGGGAGGUGGAGACGGGUGGGAUAUGUAGGUAGCCCGCACCCCCACUCUCCGUCAACUGCAGCCCACAAUCCGCUAAGGAUUCAGAAUAAACCUUUCAACUCCCUCACCCCAAAACCCAACCUCCCCAAUCAAACAUCCAAUACCCUCCUCAACCACAUCUCGCCUCUGUAUUUUUUUGUAACAAUUGUACAUAAUGUAAGUAUACUACCUAUUAUUGAUCUUAGAGUAGGAUAAUAGGUCGGCACGACAUCGUGGGCCGAAGGGCCUAUACUGUGCUGUACUGUUCUAUGUUCUACCUACGAACUGGG